UGCAGCCCAACAAGUCUAUUGAAAUCUACAUCACGCACUGGACACAGAAUUUUACUUAAUCCUCGACUGAACCUAUACUACACAGUUACAUUUCUGCGUCGCUCCUAUUUUCUUACUUUAUGGAUGAUUCUAUCUUGAGCAGUCGACAAUCCACAAGAACAGCGCAGCCAUUUGUAGAGAAAUGGUCACUGCCUCAUUUUGCCAGGUUGGCUAUAUCGAGUGAUGUCGAACAUAUAGCUCCAAUUUAUGGUCACCAGCGUCGAUCUAGGAGCCCAUCAGUUUCUUCAACCACGCUCAGGAGUGAUCUUAGACCCCAUGAUAUACUGGACCAAGGCAUUGAGGCAUGCUGUCGCCCACUUUUAUGCAGGUUUUAGAGCUUCGGAUAUGAUCCUGUCCAGAACACUAUAUUCAUCAAUGAGAUAAUCAAAAACGGGAAAACGGCAAAAAGAUAUUAUAUUGCAUUUAUGCGUCAUGUCGUAUUGUUCCUGAUCGGACUCUUUACUGCUUUGGCAGCAUCGUUGAUUGAGUUCCUAAUAGAGAUCAUCUCGGAGUCAAAGUAUAAUCUAGUAGCUACCUUGCUCCAUCGCUUUCGAACCAGCUGGCUCGUCUCGGUUCCCGGUUUCGUGUGGUGUGGUAUCAACAUGUUUCUCGUGUGCAUGUCAUCGAUUCUAGUCGUAUUCUUUGCGCCAACCGCAGCAGGAAGUGGUAUACCUCAAGUGAAAUGCUACCUGAACGGCUUGAAUUUGCCUACUUUGAUGCGUUUUCUCACUAUGCUGGUCAAAGGCGGAGGCUUGGUUUUGGCUGUGUCUGGCGGCUUAGCUGUUGGCAAGGAAGGACCGAUGAUUCAUAUCGGUUCUAUUAUUGCUGCUGGUAUAUCUCAAGGGCGCGUGCGGAUCUUCAACUGGUCUUUCCGUUUCAUGCGAUGCUUCCGAAAUGAUCAACAGAAACGCGACUUCGUUGGCGCCGGUGCAGCCGCAGGAGUAGCUGCAGCAUUUGGUGCCCCCGUUGGCGGUCUUCUGUUUGCGCUAGAAGAGGGCGCGAGCUUCGUAUACCAACGAUUAACCUGGACAAUACUGUUUGCCUCGAUGGUUUCCAUGUUCGUGUUGGCUCUGUUCAAGACCAUCGUCCACACGCGUACAUUUAACUUCACUCCCGGCGGUCUGAUCAGCUUUGGAACCUUUACAUUUUUAGAUCAUUACUCUAUCCUGGAGCUGGUGCUGUUUAUCGUGAUGGGCGUAUUCGGUGGCGUAUCCGGAGCUCUUUUUGUCAAGCUGAACGUAUUGCUAACCCAGUACAGACAAAGGUAUGUGACCUCUAAGUGGAGUAAAGUUCUGGAGGCUGUCUUGGUUAGCUUUCUGACAACCUCUGUCGGCUUCAUGCUCCUAUGGUUAGUGCGCGAUUGCAGCCCCUUGGCCUUCACUACCAACCCCCAUCCACUUCAACUCAUGUGUGCCGACAACGAGUUUAACUCCGUGUCUUCGUUGUUGUUCAACACUCCUGAAAGAUCGCUGCGCACACUGUUCCAUGAGCCAUUGGGAACAUUCAACGUGACCACACUGCUCAUAUUCUUUGUGAUGUACUAUUUCAUCGCGUGUCUCACCUACGGCCUUUCGGUGUCUUCUGGAUUGUUCAUUCCCGCUCUGCUGAUUGGCGCUAGCUGGGGACGAGUAAUUGGUAACUGGAUGAAUUCAUCCUAUCCGUCUUACUUUUCCCAUCCGGGCAAGUUCGCUCUCAUCGGUGCAGCAGCACAACUCGGUGGGGUGGUCCGGAUGACUUUGAGUCUGACUGUCAUCCUAAUGGAGGCCACCGGAAGCGUGAUCGUCGGUCUUCCUCUCCUCAUGACCCUGACUGUGGCCAAAUACGUAGGCGACUCUCUGAAUGAAGGCAUCUACGACGAGCACAUCGGCCUGAGUAGCCUUGCUUUGUUACCAUGGGAGCCAGAUCCACUGUCUUCGGUUAAACGAGCAUACGAUCUAAUGUCUUCCCCGGUCGUCUAUCUGGACCCGGUGAUUCGAGUCGGCGAUAUCGUGAGCAAAGUCCACAAAGCGAUGCACCACGGGUUCCCCGUCGUCGAGGGUCCUGUGAACGCUGCUCGCUUCUCUUACGGCACCUUGGUCGGAUUAAUUUCCGCUGAACAUCUGAGCAUUCUAUUGAAAAAACGAAUCUUCCUCGAUGAAAAUGAAUCGCCAACAAAUACACUGACAUAUCAGGACUACGACGACGCUUUUCCAUCUAAUGCUCGUCUUGAGGACGUUCUCCGUGAGCUUACGGCGGAAGACAUGGAUGCGCGUGUGGAUCUUCGGCCGUACAUGUGUGAGGCUCCCUACAGCGUACCGGAGACCAUGACUAUGGAUCGCAUCUACCACUUGUUCCGUUUACUUGGUCUUCGUCAUCUCCCAGUGGUGGAUAGCCAUAAUCAAUUACGCGGGAUUAUCACGCGGAAGGAUUUGUGUCGAUUUCGAUUCGAAUCGGACGGUGACAAAUUCCGAGUGGCGGAGUUGGCAUUUUCCCGCAAGACAGAUAAACCCACCAACAUAAAUCGCUGAGCGGCAUGUGAUUACUUUGUCCACACAGAUUGCUAACUUUCCCCCUUAAGCUCCUCCUCCCUCCUUCUUCCCUGCUACACUCACGCAUUCACUGAUCGUUUUCCUUUUAUUCUGAUCUAUUUUGUAU
Messenger RNA from Dicrocoelium dendriticum, 2673 nucleotides. Lineage: Eukaryota; Metazoa; Platyhelminthes; Trematoda; Plagiorchiida; Dicrocoeliidae. The record is from the annotation of a GenBank genome assembly.